Messenger RNA from Tupaia belangeri chinensis (Chinese tree shrew), 870 nucleotides. Its product is annotated as inorganic pyrophosphatase. Bases 1 to 870 code for a protein of 289 amino acids. Gene Ontology annotation, cellular component: cytoplasm. Gene Ontology annotation, molecular function: magnesium ion binding; inorganic diphosphate phosphatase activity. The transcript is spliced from 2 exons. Gene Ontology annotation, biological process: phosphate-containing compound metabolic process. The record is from RefSeq and is a predicted model, not a curated record. Lineage: Eukaryota; Metazoa; Chordata; Mammalia; Scandentia; Tupaiidae.
AUGAGCGGCUACAGCUGCGAGGAGCGCGCCACGCCCUUCUCCCUAGAGUACCGAGUCUUUCUCAAAAAUGAAAAAGGACAAUAUAUAUCUCCAUUUCAUCAUAUUCCAGUUUAUUCAGAUAAGGAUGUGUUCCACAUGGUGGUUAAAGUGCCACGUUGGUCUAAUACAAAAAUGGAGAUUGCUACAAAGGAUCCUUUAAACCCAAUUAAACAAGAUGUGAAAAAAGGAAAACUCCACUAUGUUGCAAAUUUGUUUCCUUAUAAAGGAUACAUCUGGAACUAUGGUGCCAUUCCUCAGACUUGGGAAGACCCAGGACACAGUGACAAGCAUACUGGCUGUUGUGGCGACAAUGACCCGAUUGAUGUGUGUGAAAUUGGAAGCAAGGUUUGUUCAAGAGGUGAAAUAAUUGGGGUGAAACUUCUGGGCAUACUGGCCAUGACUGACGAAGGGGAAACUGACUGGAAAGUCACUGCCAUUCAUGUGGAGGACCCUGAUGCCGCGAAUUAUAAUGACAUUAAUGACAUGAAACGCCUGAAACCUGGCUACCUAGAAGCUACUGUGGACUGGUUUAGAAGGUACAAGGUUCUUGAUGCAAAACCAGAAAAUGAGUUUGCUUUCAAUGCAGAAUUGAAAGAUAAGGACUUUGCUGUUGAUAUUAUUAAAAGUACUCAUGACUAUUGGAAAGCAUUGGUGACUAAGAAAACAGAUGGAAAAGGAAUCAGUUGCAUGAAUAUAACAGUGGCUGAGAGCCCCUUCAAAUGUGAUCCUGAUGCUGCCAAACCCAUGGUGGAUGCUUUACCACCACUGUGCGAGUCUGCCUGCGCAGUACCAAUUGAUGUGGAUAAGUGGUUCCAUAACCAGAGAAACUAA